This is a messenger RNA of Trichobilharzia szidati, 842 nucleotides long. NCBI's taxonomy places the organism in Eukaryota, Metazoa, Platyhelminthes, Trematoda, Strigeidida, Schistosomatidae. The record is from the annotation of a GenBank genome assembly.
GAAUCAAACAAUGUUCCAUUUCGAUGCAUUCGGUGUGUAUUCGACUUACAAGAGUCAAGAAAGUAGAAAAGUGACUACAUUUUCCAAUGUUUGGUUCUUCUUCAAUUUGUUUGUCAUGAUACUCACAACAGUCACCGCUGUCGUUUUCUUCAAGAAAGCAGAAAUUGCUUCCGAAUUCUUCAUGAGACAUUCGUAUGUCGUAAUUGCUAUUUUAUCAGUCGGUGUCUUCCUACUACUUGUCCUGCUAUUGGUGACGAAAAUUCAUUCGGACCAAUUGGCUGUUACUCUGAUUCUCAGAACUGUGAUUGUCCUGUGGUCUGUGGCCUUCGCUGCUGUAUUCGAUCCUGUUGAAAUACCAUUUGGAGUGAUAUCUCUGGCUAUAACACUAGUGAUUACACUCAUUAGUGUCGUGUUGGCUUUGAAACUGCCACCAUUGAAUCGGAAGGGGGUUGUCUUCUUCGUGGCUUUGACGAUGGUUCUUGCUGUUAUUGCAGUGGUUGCAAACAUAUUGUGUUACUUGAGCACGAAAGAGAUCAUUCAAUUCGAAAAUAAUGUGAUAUUCUGUGUUCCAGGGGCAAUUUACAUUGGAUUAUUUAUAGCCUUUGUGAUGUUCAUCUGUCUCAGUGUCCGACGAUGGAUAAAGCAGCUGUUCUAUCCUAAUUCCAUAGAAUUCAUUCUAUCCUUCACUGUUUGGUUUUUAAUGAUUAGCCUAUUCAUACAAGUGUAUACCGGAUUCACAGCAGAAGAGGUUAAAUUCAACGAAACAGUAAUUAAGUCGACCUACUUAAACACAAGUGUACCAAAACGUUUUCCUUUUUCAUGUUGUGUUUACAAUUAAACAA